AUGCCACAUGCUGCUGCUGCCACUCCAUCUAGCACAACACAAGUACCACCAGCACCUACAACAUCUGGGCAACAGCCACCAGCACCUACAACAGCGACGCCACAGCCAACAGCACCUACAACAGCUACGCCAGAGCCAACAGCACCUACAACAGCUACGCCACAGCAACCAGCACCUACAAAAGCUGGGCAACAGCCAACAGCACCUACAACAGCUACGCCACAGCCAACAGCACCUACAACAGCUACGCCACAGCCACCAGCACCUACAAAAGCUGUGCCACAGCCAACAGCACCUACAACAGCUACGCCACAGCCAACAGCACAUACAACAGCGACGCCACAGCCACAAGCACCUACAAGAGCUGUGCCACAGGCUGCUGCUACUCUUUGUAGCACAACAAAAUCUACUUUGUCAGCAUCAGCAUCCCCACCGCCCUUCACUGUCACAUCUAAAACAGAUACGGUAAUGUAUAAAAAGGAUGAUAUCUGGUUGGCUGCUGGGAUUUUGAUGCCACAUUUAACUACCCUCCAUGGCCAUGAAAUCCCCCCGAACCAUGUGUGUGUUCAGCUCACAUCAGUCAAGGAUAACGUGGAAGCCCCUCUUGUUUUAGGGAAUAGCAUGGAGAACAGAUAUUUGCAAAAGGGGAUGUUCUUUGCUCUACCAAAGGAUUCCUUGUGUAAAGCAGUAAUGGUAGGCCUGAACAGGUUAGCUUUACAGAAAUUGUGUUGAUGCACUAAACGUUUCUCCAGCAAAUCAUGGUGCCCCUGUAAGUUAUGACUUUGUUGGGUUUUAUUUGGCUGUAUAUCAAAUAAACCUCCAUACAUUACCUGGCUAUUUGAGCACUUACUCUCAAAUGAUGCUUUGCAAGUUUAGGAGCUACAUCGGCCAUCAUCCACGUGUUGCUGGAGAAACGUUUGCUAAAACAGGUGUUAGAUUUACCACUUGGCUUAAAUUGCACCCUAGUUCCUAAAGUUGUGUGAGGAACUUAACCAUUUCCGCAUAAAAAUAAUUUUAAAGCAGUUUUCCCCUAACCUUUUGCGCAAAAACUGGCUAUAAAAUCAUCUUGAGAAGGAAAUCGAGAAUUAUAUCCAGAUAGACAUAUUUAUUUCGCACUUCUAGCAAUGUUCAUAUAGUAUAUCGUUAUGUAUUUGAGGGAGCAGGGCCCCUGGAAUAACUAUUCAGCUAACGGAGCCAGGGCGCUCAAAGUUGGUGUUUCAUCUUCAUAUUUUUUAAAUAUUUAUUCAUCGGUGACUAGGGUGCAAUU
Messenger RNA from Nematostella vectensis (starlet sea anemone), 1267 nucleotides. RefSeq names its product salivary glue protein Sgs-3-like. Lineage: Eukaryota; Metazoa; Cnidaria; Anthozoa; Actiniaria; Edwardsiidae. The record is from RefSeq and is a predicted model, not a curated record. The transcript has 2 exons. Bases 1 to 732 code for a protein of 243 amino acids.